CCAUUAAAAGUCCAUCUCUUUUAGCAUGUCCCGGCAUUUUCGGCCGAUAGCGCGUGAAUUUCUGUUUUAUAGUUGAGUUAAUGCCAAAUAGGAGAUAGUCAGAUAGCCAUCCGCAGCCAUGGCCGACAGCCCGAUGUUCCCGAUGAGCAACCGCAGUGGCCUGCUGCGCACCACACUGAACAACUCCCAGGCGCCGCAGAACCUGUCCCACUCGCUGCUCCUCCUGGAGCAGAGUAACGCGGCCCUGGAGGAUCAAUCGCUGGUCGAGGGCGCCGGCGAUGAUGUGGAUCGCGGCAAGAGCCGCGUGGACAUACUGUUCCCGCAGUUCUUCGACGUGCUGCAGGCGCAGGGCGGCGGACCGGAGACCUUCGAGGUGAUCCAGUCCCUGACCCACGUCUGUCGCGGCGUCGUGGAGCAGCUGGAGCUGGAGAUCGAGCGCGGCGUGGGCGGGGAACAGGGCGCCCGGCAGCGCGAGUCCAUCUUGGGAUGGUUGCGCCAGGAGAUCUACACGUGGCGCCUGCUGCACGCCCUCUUCUACGACCGCAUCCUGCUGCAGACCGACACGCAGGCGGACGACGAGAUGCAGGAGGGCCCCACCCUUGGCGGCAGCGAGAAGGAGGUCAUCCAGCAGCUGUACACCAUCAAUGCCACUCUGCGCGAGUACCAGCUGGUGGUCGACUGGCUGGAGGCCUGCUACAAUCCGGGGGAGCAGCAGAAUCCCCUGCACUGUCACGAUCGCAUGCUGGCCUGGGAGAACACGCUGUUCCAGCUGGAGAACCUGCAGGGCGCCGCCUUUGGCAAGGGCCACGAGAUCGUGACGCGUCUGGACCCGGAUGCCCCCGUCCGCGAGAAGCGUCCACUGCACGCCCUCGACGAGGAGGACAACCUGCGCCUCUCGCGCGCCAUUUUCUCAGCCAUUCGCUCGGGACGCGUGGACGACGGACUGAAGCUGUGCAAGCACUACGGCCAGACCUGGCGGGCGGCCAUCCUGGAGGGCUGGCGUCUGCACGAGGAUCCCAAUUUCGAGCAGAACAUGUCGGCGGUCCACGAAAAGCUGCCCAUCGAGGGCAAUCCCCGGCGGGACAUCUGGAAACGCUGCGCCUGGAUGCUGGCCGACUCGAAGAACUACGAUGAGUACAGCCGGGCCACGGCUGGCGUCUUCUCCGGCCACCUGGGCUCGCUGAAGUCGCUCCUGCACAGCAGCUGGCACGAUUUGCUGUGGGCCCACCUCAAGGUCCAGAUCGACAUCCGCGUGGAGUCCGAGAUACGCGGCUGCUGCCUGAAGCGCUACCAGCCCAUGCCGGACGAUUACUGGAAUGGCAAGAUGACCAUGGAGCAAAUCUUCGACGAGCUGAACGUGGCCAAGGAUGCCUCGGUGCGCGACUUUGCCCAGGGCCAUCUGGGCGUCAUCCAGCGGCACUUGAUCCUGGACACCUGCGGCGAACUGUUGCAGCAAAUGGGGCGUUGGGUGGAGAAGGACGCUGCCCCAUUGUCGUCCCACCAACUGCGCUUCAUGGCCCACAUUGUGCUCUUCCUGCGCCAAAUCGGACGCGUGGAGCAGGAGCAGCAGGCGGAAAAGGUCAUCGCCGCGUAUGUGGAGGCCUUGAUGGCGAGGGGAGAGCCCCAGCUGAUAGCCUACUACGCUGCAGCCCUGUCCAAUCCGCUGCAGGUGAAGCUAUACUCGCGUUUCCUGGAGCAGGUGGAGCAGAAGCGUCAGAGGGAACUGGCGCUGGAUGCCGCCUUGCAAGCAGGUCUCGAUGUGGAGCAGAUUACACGCAUCACCGUGGAGAACAUUCGCUCCACCCGACAAGCACCUGGCAAAUUCGGAGAGCCGCCCUCGGGUGAGAUCUCCGUGGCGGACCAGCGCAAGAUCUCCGCCCUGGAGUGGCUCCUCCAUCUGCCGGAACAGCGCGGUGAGCUGCUGUGGCAGGCGAAUGCCAUGAUGCGCAUCUACCUGGCCUGCAGCAAGGUGGAAUGCAUGCGCCAGACCUUCCGCAUGGUGCCCGGCGACAUUGUGCAGCAGAUCAUGAGCCUGUACAGCUCGGUGGACAACAUUCCGCCGCGCGAGGAGUGCUGCCUGAAGGAGUACCUCUGCUACAAGGUGUACCUGUCCGGCGUGGACAGCUUCGUGGAGUGGAACCGCCUGCAGCAGAACAGGCCAAAGAAGCCGCAGGCCGGAGCCACUGCCUCCGCACAGGACAACUUCACGGAGCGCAUGGCUAGUGAGCGAAAGGAGCAGACCCACCGAACGGAAGUCCUGCGGUGGGAGCACAAGGUCAAGGAGCAGGCCAAGCAAACCAUCGAAACUCUGUACAAUGUGCUGAUGUUCCCGGACAAGGGAUGGCUGGUGGAUCCGUUCAUAGCCAAGCAACCCGAAAACGCCGCGCAGCUGAACUGGGAGAACCGCCUACUGCAGAUGGAGAAGCUGCGCUCCAUCUGCCUGCCCGAGAUCGCCCUGCUCUUGAACGAGGUCAUGUUCAAGUCCGGGGACUUUGCGGGCUGCGUGCGCCUGGCGGACGAGAUAUCCAGCGAAACCCGUCAGCUGUACAAGGUCUACACCAAGCACAAGCUGGCCGAGCUGCUGGCCAAGAUUGCCAACGCAUCGCUGGAGCUGCUCAACUCGAAGCUGGAUCCCUGGGGCUACCCCAUCACAGUCUAAUGUGUGUGUUUUGCGAUUACAUUCUAAAUUUAAACGUUUA
Drosophila gunungcola (fruit fly) is the source of this 2699-nucleotide messenger RNA. It is a transcript of the gene Nup107, whose product is annotated as nuclear pore complex protein Nup107. Gene Ontology annotation, biological process: post-transcriptional tethering of RNA polymerase II gene DNA at nuclear periphery; regulation of DNA-templated transcription; mRNA export from nucleus. Gene Ontology annotation, molecular function: structural constituent of nuclear pore. Gene Ontology annotation, cellular component: nuclear pore; nuclear pore outer ring. The record is from RefSeq and is a predicted model, not a curated record. Lineage: Eukaryota; Metazoa; Arthropoda; Insecta; Diptera; Drosophilidae. Bases 119 to 2659 code for a protein of 846 amino acids. The transcript is spliced from 2 exons.